Molecule: messenger RNA, 2511 nt
Organism: Tachysurus vachellii
Lineage: Eukaryota; Metazoa; Chordata; Actinopteri; Siluriformes; Bagridae
Gene: usp3
Product: ubiquitin specific peptidase 3
Exons: 16
Coding region: 274-1836 (520 amino acids)
Biological process (GO): protein deubiquitination
Cellular component (GO): cytoplasm
Molecular function (GO): zinc ion binding; cysteine-type deubiquitinase activity
Source: RefSeq, a predicted model, not a curated record
AGACUCAAUAUACAUUUACUAGCCAACAGUCCGUUUAUGUGUAGAUUAACGAUAGGAAAGCAUUUGUCGGUUUUAAACGGUAUCGUUACACUACCAUAUUUGUCCCGCUUGUGGACUCUGCGACCCUGCUGAACCUGUGACGUCAUUAGAGGGCGCCUCUUCCCCGUUGGCUCGAUACCGCUUUCUAUGGUGUUGUCUACGUUUGAGGGUGAAAAUAUCUAGCGGAAAAGCUCGGAUCUGGUUUUCCUGCUCUGUAUCUUCGCCCUUGUUGUGAUGGAGUGUCCGCAUCUCAGCGCCACGGUGUGUGUGGCGGUGGAUCCCAACCGCUUCCCUCACGGCUCACCUUCUUCAUGGUGUUGCAGUGUUUGCCGGUCAAAUAAAAGUCCUUGGGUUUGCCUCACCUGUUUGAAUGUACAUUGUGGAAGGUACGUCAAUGGCCAUGCUAAGAAGCAUUUUGAGGAGGUUCAGUGUUCACCAACUGGGCAGAAGAAAACAGAGAAGCUUCAACAGCAUUCUGUGUGCAUGGACUGCAGCAGUUAUAGUACAUUCUGUUACAGAUGUGAUGACUUUGUGGUGAAUGACACCAAGCUGGGCCAGGUGCAGAGGGUGAGGGAGCAUCUUCAGAGUUUGGAAAUCUCUGUGAUGACUUCUGACAGACAGAGGAAAAGAAAACUGUCGGGGAGUUCCUCUCCUGACCUCAGGAUGCCUGCAGAUGGUGAAGGGCCCCCUGCUCGGAGUGCCACUGGCCUCCGCAACCUGGGCAACACUUGCUUCAUGAAUGCCAUCCUCCAGUCUCUUGGUAACAUUCCCGAGUUUAGCUGCUACUUUAAAGACAUGCCAGCAGUAGCACUGCGGAGCGGAAAGACUGCAGGAAGGAGAAUGUACCACACCCGAAGCCAAGGGGACAGCAGUGUGUCCCUGGUAGAGGAGCUCAGGAAAACCCUUUGUUCCCUUUGGCAGGGAAGUCAGACUGCAUUUAGCCCAGAUGCUCUGUUCUAUGUCAUCUGGAAAAUUAUGCCAAGUUUCAGGGGCUAUCAGCAGCAGGAUGCCCAUGAGUUCUUGCGGUACCUACUGGAUCACCUCCACAGAGAGCUACAGGGCAGUAAGAACGGGUUGCCUGGGUCUAGCGUGCUCCCAGACCUUAACUCAGGAAGCAAAUGCAGCAUUAACGGUGUUCCAACUAUGGUCACUGAUGUAUUUGGUGGUGUCCUGCACAGUGAAGUAAACUGCUUGAUCUGUGGCACAGAGUCGAAGAAAUUUGACCCAUUUUUAGACCUCUCCUUGGACAUUCCCAGCCAGUUUAGAGUAAAAAGGACAAAGGACCAGGAACCAGGGCCCAUGUGCACUUUGAGAGACUGCCUUUUUAGUUUCACUGACCUGGAGGAACUUGAUGAAACGGAGCUCUACAUGUGCCAUAAAUGUAAAAAACGACAAAAAUCCACAAAGAAAUUCUGGAUUCAGAAAAUGCCUAAGGUCCUGUGUUUGCAUCUAAAGAGGUUUCACUGGACAGCUUUUCUAAGAAAUAAAGUUGAUACCUAUGUGGAGUUUCCACUGCGAGGCCUUGACCUGACUUGCUACUUACUGGAGUCUGAAAACAGUCUCCAUGAGAAUUGCCUGUAUGACCUUGCUGCAGUAGUGGUGCAUCAUGGGUCUGGGGUGGGAUCAGGUCAUUACACAGCAUAUGGUCUACAUGAGGGCUGCUGGUAUCACUUUAAUGACAGCACUGUGACUGUAGUCAGCGAGGAGACUGUAGCCAAAGCCAAGGCUUAUAUUCUGUUCUACACAGAGCGGAGAGAGCAGAACAACCCGGGCUCUGUGACCAAGCCGAAGCUUUAAUCAGCCUUACUUUACCAUGAAGCCUUCGGACUGAUUGUCCACAUUUCCUGCACGCAGUUACACGCUGAGCUUCAGUUAUAUCACCUGUAGCACCUCCAUCACACCUCAGUAAAAACUAAACGCUGCUGUGUUUAUCAUUUAAAAAAAACAAACAAAAAAAAAAAAAAACAUUCCUAAUGUUGCCUUUCAUUGUUUUUGUCCAUGUGUACUGGUGGAUAGUGGUGUAGAAACUGGAUCAGAAAAAUUAAAUUGUUUAAUGUGUUUUUCAGAUAUUGGCCACUUCUUUUAACAUUAGAUCACUUUGGCGUCAUAAAGGUUUUUAUGUAAAUGAACUAAAUUUGAGUAUUUUUAUUUACUGUUGUUUGUCAGGAUAAAGGCAUUUCUAACUUGAUACUUCUUAAAACUUGAAUAAUCAAAAUUUGUGUAAAGAUGUUCCCUUUUCACCUUUGUAUUGCACAGACAGUUUACUUUUACAGUCGACUUCACCUCAUAUAUGUGAGAGUUUUGAUUAAAGGGAAAAUGUUGAGGCCGUUACAUUUUAAUUAUUUAUACUGAUUUAUAACAAGUGCAGCCAUACUUUUUGCUUUAACCAUUGAUUCUACGAUGGCACAUGAGCACUGCUGAUUUUAUGUGAUUGUUUAUAGAAGCAGUAAAUAGACAUCAGUUUACAAAAAA